Molecule: messenger RNA, 1758 nt
Organism: Aspergillus chevalieri
Lineage: Eukaryota; Fungi; Ascomycota; Eurotiomycetes; Eurotiales; Aspergillaceae
Product: Zn(II)2Cys6 transcription factor
Exons: 3
Coding region: 1-1758 (585 amino acids)
Biological process (GO): regulation of DNA-templated transcription
Molecular function (GO): zinc ion binding; DNA-binding transcription factor activity, RNA polymerase II-specific
Source: RefSeq, a predicted model, not a curated record
AUGGACGCCCCAGUGAAGAGAUCUCGAGCGAGUAAGCCCAAAGUGCGGACAGGCUGUCUCACCUGCAAGGCACGCAGAAUCAAAUGCGACGAGGGCAAGCCCGAAUGCAAACGUUGUAAAAUCGGUGGCAGAAAAUGCGAUGGCUAUCUCCCAGCCCAAGAGGGAAUGCUUGCAAUGGUGCCCAAGCAGCUUAUCGAUGUGCCGGCGGUAACAGUGCCAGGAGAGUCGCGAGCGCUGGAGUUCUUUUUCCAUAAGAGUGCGCCGCUGCUGGCGGGGUUUUUUGAGGGUGCGUUUUGGAAUGGAAGUGUGUUGCAGCUCAGUCUUGCGGAGCCAGCUAUUCGGCAGGCUAUUGCGGCUAUUGGGUCUGUUCAUGAAGAGCAAGGGUUGAAGAGAUUGGAGGAUAGCAAUGUCAGCAGUGCUGGGUCUCAGACUGCGGUGCAACUGUACAAUCGCGCGAUUGGGUUGGUUAUCGCUAGAGCAAACGUGGAUCCAAAUGCAAUUCCUGCGGUAACGAUGGCAAGUAUCCUGUUCACUUGCUUCGAGUUUCUCCGUGGUAAUGCCCCAGCCGCGGCAUCCCAUAUCACCAGCGGUGUUCGUCUGUUACAGGAGUGGCGCGACAAAACUGGUACUCAACCUGUGGGCCCUUGGGGUCAAUCGCAUAAGUCAUUUGAAUCGCAAUUUAUGGAGACAGAACUUGCACCAAUUCUGAGUCUCUUCAACCUGAACACAUGCGAGUUCGGUCCCGGUCAGCGCAGUCGGGUCAUUCUCAAUGCGGUCAACGAGCAGGGCUUUCUUGUGCUCACAGACAAGUUCGAAAGCCUCCGCGAAGCACGCGUCGCACUCGUAGACCUGGUGACUUCGACGUCCGUGCUAUUCAAUAACAUGGACGAGGGCGUUGGCAAAGGACAACUCCCUGAUACCAACCUUGUGACAGUCUUCAGUGGCAUGCGCAACAACCUCGACCGGUGGAAGGCAAAUUUCGAGGAUCUCGUUGACCGCAAAGGGGCAACAUGGGAUAAAGCACAAAGAAGUGCUGCAGACAAUAUCCGUGUCAUGUGGUGUAGUACAGAAAUAGGCAUUAUUUCCUAUGCAGUGGGAACCGAAACCGCCUGGGACGCUCAUCGGGAUAGCUUUGAACGGAUCCUACGCUUGUCCGAAUCACUCAUCUCGGACACAGAUCGCUACCCUAAUGACUUAUCCAAAACACUCAGUCUGGAUCUGGGAUUGAUAUUCCCCCUUCACGCAGUGGCCUGGAAAUGCCGCUGGCCGCUUCUGCGUCGUCGGGGAUUGGAUCUUCUGCUUAGGAGCCCAAAACGGGAAUGGCUGCUUGAGGCAGAGCGGUAUCAUACAUUAUUCACACGAGUCAUGGAGUUCGAGGAAUCUGCCCUGUCGGUCCCUUUUAUAGAUACCCCCGGUGCAGACGAAGAGGAUUUUCUCCCGCCCGAACAAGCGCGCAUCCACGACUUCUACUGCCAGCCCCUUCCCAAUACCACAUCAAGAACAGGAAAUAAGUAUACCAUGCAUGCCGUGACUUUCGAAACUAAGCCAGACGGCCCACAUGGCGAACCGCGGUACCAUACUGACUGUAUUUGGAUGCCGACUACUACCAGUCCGAUAGUAGGCAAAGGAGACCAGGGAGACGUUGAGGCGAUUGCACCGUUGACAAAUCUGCUGUCCACUAAGAAAUGGGCGAAGCCUGAAUUGACAGAUAUGCAGACGGCGAGUUUGUUGAAAGGUGUUGUUAUUGGGUUAGACUGA